This is a messenger RNA of Vigna radiata var. radiata (mung bean), 2115 nucleotides long. Its product is annotated as glycinin G4. The record is from RefSeq and is a predicted model, not a curated record. Bases 48 to 1889 code for a protein of 613 amino acids. The transcript has 4 exons. Lineage: Eukaryota; Viridiplantae; Streptophyta; Magnoliopsida; Fabales; Fabaceae. Gene Ontology annotation, molecular function: nutrient reservoir activity.
GUAUCCUUACACUUCAUCAACCCCUUCAACACUUCCUUCACUUCAGAAUGGCCAGGCCCUUCACGCUUUCUCUUCUUUCUCUUUGCGUGCUGCUCUCUGCCAGGUCAUGCUUUGGUAGUAGCUCCAGCACCAACAGGUUCAACCGCUGCCAAUUCAACAGCCUCAACGCGCUGAAACCCGACCACCGCGUUGAGACCGACGGUGGUUUGGUCGAGACCUGGAGUUCUAGACACCCUGAGCUGGAAUGUGCUGGCGUCACUGCUACCAGACGCACCUUAUACCGUAAUGGCCUCCAGAUGCCAUCUUACUCACCUUAUUCCCAGAUGAUCAUCGUUAUCCAAGGAAAGGGAGCAUUUGGACUUGCAUUAUCGGGAUGUGCUGAGACAUAUGAGGAGCCGGCGAAGGAAUCUAGUUCCAGUUCGCAUAAGCCAUCGGACAGCCACCAGAAGAUUCAUCAGUCCGGUCCAGGUCACGUAAUCUUGAUUCCCCGUGGUGUUCCUUUUUGGAUCUUCAACACUGGCGAUGAACCUCUUAUUACUGUCACUCUUCUUGACACCGUCAGUGAAGACAACCAGCUUGAUCAAAGUCCCAGAGAGUUUUACCUUGCUGGUAACCCGGAUAUAGAGCACCCAGAGGCAAUGAAAGAAAAGCAGCAGCAGCAGGCGGAGGAAGAAGGUGGCAACGUGCUCAGUGGCUUCGGAAAACGCUUUUUAGCACGAGCCCUCAACAUCGACCAAGACAUAGCAAACAAGCUUAUCUCUCCGGACGAUGAAAUGAAGCAGAUCGUUAAACUGAAGGAAGGCCUCAGCGUGAUCAGCCCCAAGUGGCAAGGACAACAAGAGGAUGAAGAUGAAGAUGACGACGAUGAAGAUGAAGAUGAAGAUGAAUCUGUGUCUCGUCCUUCACGGCGACCAAGCCACGGAAAGCGUGUACGCAAAGAAGAGGAAAAAGAGGUUGAACCUUAUGGAAAGCAUGUACACAAAGAGGUGGAAAAGGAGGUUGAACCUCUCCCUCCUCGAAAGCAUGUACACAAAGAGGAAGAAAAAGAAAUUGAACCACUCCCUCCACGACGAUCAAGACAUCACCAUGAUGAGGAUGAGGAUGAGGAUGAGGAUGAAGAAGAAAAGCCUCGCCGCACUCGGGGACCAACCCCAAGCCCCAAAGGAGAAGGACACAGAGGGGUGGAAGUGGAGGAGGAUGAAUCUGAUGAGUCAGUGCGACACAAGACCCGCCACGAAAAGAGUUGGAAAGAGCAUAGACCAGCACAAGAAGAUGUAGAAAGAGGAGAAGCACACGAAGAGUGGGAGACAAGACCAAGUAAAGACAAGCGCCAUGGAUCAAAUGGGCUUGAGGAAACAAUCUGCUCCUCAAAGCUUCAAUUCAACAUUGCUCGCCCUAAAUCGGCUGACUUCUACAACCCUAAAGCCGGUCGCAUCAAAAACCUCAACAGCCAAAGCUUACCAGCUCUCCGAAACUUCGGACUUAGUGCCCAGUAUGUUGUCCUCUACAAGAAUGGAAUCUACUCUCCCCAUUGGAAUAUGGAUGCAAACAGUGUGAUAUACGUGAUCCGAGGGCAAGGACAAGUUAGAGUGGUGAACAACGAAGGGAUUAUGGUGUUCGACGAUGAACUAAGUAAGGGACAGUUGCUGGUGGUGCCACAGAACUUUAUGGUGGCGGAAGAAGCUGGAGAUCAAGGAUUUGAGUACGUAGUGUUCAAGACAAACGACAACGCCGUCACCAGCUACCUGAAGGAGACGUUCAGGGCAUUCCCUGCUGAGGUUCUUGCCAAUAUUUACAAGCUAAAACAGAGUCAAGUGUAUGACCUCAAGUACAAUGGAAACUGGGGCCCUUUGGCAAAUCCUGUUCAGUCUCAGGAUCAAUCAUCUUGAACAACAAGCAUAUCCAUGAUGGUAUAUGGCAUCUGUGGCCAUCUUAUGAAAUAAUAAUAAAUUUUGCACGUCCAAUUAGUAAUAAUAGUAAUAAAUAAAUAAAUAAAAGAAUGCCCUAUGUACCAUCCGAGCAAGCUUUUGUUAAAUCUGAGUGGUUCUCUACACUCAUGAGAGAUUAUGUACCUUUGAAUCGCCUUUAUUAAUUUCAAGUUUUGCCUUUAUUCCU